Molecule: messenger RNA, 357 nt
Organism: Prorocentrum cordatum
Lineage: Eukaryota; Dinophyceae; Prorocentrales; Prorocentraceae
Source: the annotation of a GenBank genome assembly
AUGGACGACAAGGCCGCGUGGCGCCAGGUCCGGAUCACCGGCAGCGAGGAGCAGAGGCAGGAUGCCCUGAAGCUCCUCCUGGCAGAGGUUACCCACGCCAGGGGCGAGGACGGAACCAUGCUGAAAGAGGCCGCCAAGGACCAGCCGAUGCCACCGCGUCCGCCGCCGCCGCGCCCGCCUCCGAGGCGGCCGCCGUGGCCCCAGGGACGGCGCGGGCCAGAUGCCGGGGGCGAGCGCCGCGGCGGCGGGGAGCGCCGCGGCGGCGCGCGGAGCAGCAACCCGGUUUGGGUCCCCAUCGGCCGUCUGAACGCCCCGUACGGAAGGUCGACUAGACGUAAGUCAGGAGCGAAAGAAUGA